This is a messenger RNA of Agelaius phoeniceus (red-winged blackbird), 1653 nucleotides long. Lineage: Eukaryota; Metazoa; Chordata; Aves; Passeriformes; Icteridae. The record is from RefSeq and is a predicted model, not a curated record.
AUGCGGCCCUGGGCGCUGCUGCUGCUGCUGCUGGGCGCGCUCCCGCCCAGCGGAGCCGCGGCCCCGGCCCGCAAUGUGCUGCUGCUCCUGGCCGAUGACGGCGGCUUCGAAAGCGGCGCCUACAACAACUCGGCCAUCCACACGCCCAACCUGGACGCGCUGGCCCGGCGUGGUUUGGUGUUCCAGAACGCCUUCACCUCCGUGAGCAGCUGCUCCCCGAGCCGGGCCAGCAUCCUGACCGGCUUACCCCAGCACCAGAACGGGAUGUACGGGCUGCACCAGGACGUGCAUCACUUCAACUCCUUCGAUGGCGUGAGGAGCCUGCCCCAGCUGCUCAGCCACGCUGGCGUCCGGACAGGGAUAAUUGGGAAGAAGCACGUGGGGCCAGGGGCCGUGUACCCCUUUGACUUUGCCUACACUGAGGAGAACAGCUCGGUCCUGCAGGUGGGGAGAAACAUCACCCGGAUCAAGGAGCUCGUCCGGCGCUUCCUGCAGAGCCAGGACGAGAGGCCUUUCUUCCUCUAUGUUGCCUUCCACGACCCUCACCGCUGCGGGCACUCCCAGCCCCAGUAUGGGCCCUUUUGUGAGAAAUUCGGCAAUGGACAGAGCGGGAUGGGCUGGAUCCCUGACUGGAAGCCACAGAUUUACCACCCGGAGCAGGUGCAGGUCCCUCCCUUUGUCCCGGACACGCCGGCUGCCCGGGAGGACCUGGCUGCCCAGUACACGACCAUCGGGCGCAUGGACCAAGGGAUCGGGCUGGUCCUGCAGGAGCUGCGCCGCGCCGGUUUCCUCAACAGCACCCUGGUGAUCUACACCUCCGACAACGGCAUCCCCUUCCCCGGGGGCAGGACCAACCUGUACCGCUCGGGCACCGCCCAGCCGCUGCUGCUCUCCUCCCCUGAGCACCCGCAGCGCUGGGGGCAGGUCAGCCCGGCCUUCGCCUCCCUCCUGGACCUGACGCCGACCAUUCUGGACUGGUUCUCCAUCCCCUACCCUGCUUACAGCAUCUUUGGCAAGAGGCAGGUGCGGCUCACUGGAAAGUCUCUCCUGCCCGCCCUGGAGUCAGAGCAGCCCUGGGCCACCGCCUUCAUGAGCCAGAGCCAGCACGAGGUGACCAUGUACUACCCCAUGCGAGCCGUGCAGCACCGCCAGUUCCGCCUCGUCCACAACCUCAACUACAAGAUGCCCUUCCCCAUCGACCAGGACCUGUACGUGUCGCCCACCUUCCAGGACGUGCUGCAGCGCACGCGGGCGGGGCAGCCCACGCACUGGAACAGGAGCCUGCAGCAGUACUACUACCGCCCCCGCUGGGAGCUGUUCGACUGCAGCCGGGACCCUGCCGAGAGCCACAACCUGGCCCCCGAGCCGCGCUACGGCGCCGUGCUGCAGCUGCUGAGGGCACAGCUGCUGGGCUGGCAGUGGGACACCGGCGACCCCUGGGUGUGCGCCCCCGACGCUGUGCUGGAGGAGAAACUGAGCCCCCGCUGCCAGCCGCUGCACAACGAGCUGUGAGGGGCACCUGUGCCCACACAGGGCCGUGCUCCCGUGGGGCAGGGACAACACCUGUGCCCCCACAGUGCUGUGUUCCCAUGGGGCUCAGACCCCACCUGUGCCCCCAUAGUGCUCCCAUGGGGCUCAGACCCCACCUGUGCC